Capsella rubella is the source of this 463-nucleotide messenger RNA. RefSeq lists its product as uncharacterized. The transcript has 2 exons. The record is from RefSeq and is a predicted model, not a curated record. The coding region runs from base 83 to 316 and encodes 77 amino acids. NCBI's taxonomy places the organism in Eukaryota, Viridiplantae, Streptophyta, Magnoliopsida, Brassicales, Brassicaceae.
AACAACACAUUCUUCUAUUCUUCAUCUACAUUUCAGGGGGAAUCCGAUAACAGGAUCAAAGAAAGAACCAGGAAGAUCAUCCAUGACGGAACCAAAACAGAGCUUUCUUUCUGAAGAGAAGAAAAAUGUGAAUGGAAGUAGUAAGGAAGAGAGAGAAUCGAUGUUUCAUGGAAACGAAACUCAUGGAAGAAGUGAAGACAUUGAUGAGAAGACAAGAGUCGGUGAUGUUAAAGGACCUGGUGUUCUCGGGCGGAUGAAGGAAGAGGUGGAAGCCAUUGUUGACGCUGUUACUCCUAAGAAAAGUUCAGACAAGUGAUGAUUAGUAAUUUAGUAGGAUCUCUUCUUGUUCCUAGGGGAUCCGGACACAAUCUAUAUAUGUAUGCAUGCCUCUGUGUAAGAAAUGUAACCCCACCCUUCUUGCUUAAUAAAAGACACGAGCUCUUUUAGAUGCUUGACUAAACCA